GCUGUUCCUCCAGUAUUAUGUUACAGAGCUCACGUGUGAGAUUUCCAUGCGCGAAGUGUAGCCGAGUUGUGUAGAAGAAACCACGCUGUAUCGUAAUUAGCACAAUGGAGCCCGUCAUUAAAAUAAACCCGGGAGCGUCGAAGUGGGACAUUCGUCAGAAAGUUUGGGACUACAUUGAAGACAAGAACCUGGCCAACUUUCCGAGGCCUGUGCACAACAGAAUCCCAAACUUCAAGGGGGCUUUUGGGGCCUGCGCCAAGGUGUCGGAUCUGCCGGCGUUUACCCAGACUGCUGAGGUGAAGGUGGAUCCUGAUAAACCUUUGGAGAGCGCCCGGCUGGCAGUGCUACAGGCAAGGAAAACUUUAUUGGUCCCAACUCCUCGUCUCCGUACUGGUCUUUUCAACAAGAUUACUCCUCCCCAAGGAGCCAGCAAAGAGCAGCUGCGCAUAUGCUCUUCCUCUCAGGGUGUGAAAGACUUCAGUGAGCCUGUUGACUUGGAUGCAAAGGUGAAGGUGGACCUGGUGGUGGUCGGCUCUGUCGCUGUGUCCGAGAAAGGCUUUCGUAUCGGCAAAGGAGAGGGCUAUGCUGACAUGGAGUACGGCAUGAUGGCUUCGAUGGGAGCUGUGAAUGAGUCUACUGUGGUGGUUACUGUCGUCCAUGACUGCCAGGUGGUGGAUAUUCCAGAGGAGCUCAUGGGAAGUCAUGACCUGACUGUAGACUACAUCCUCACACCCACCGCAGUUAUUAAAACAGAUUGCCAACUACCCAAACCGCAGGGGAUCAUCUGGACCAAGCUGGACACAGAAAAGCUGGAGAAGAUCCCCAUCCUGAGGAAGCUGCGUGCUCUGGAGGAGCAGGCUGGGAAGGAUGUGACACUGGGGGCAGCGCCUGUUGCAGCAGAGCCUGUUCUGCAGACCGGUCAACCAAAAAGGCAAAGCAGGCGGAGGCCAAGGCAGAGCGCUGAGCAGGAUGCUGAGGGAGAAUCCAGGCAGGAGAAAAGAGUGGAGGCAGAACAGAGAGCCAGACCAGCUAGAGUGAGGAAAGAGAGCAGAGGAGACGGCAGGGGAGGUGGCAGGGGAGCUCACGAGGGAGAAAUCGCCAAGACGGUGAAGGGAAAAAGUCGAGGGAACGGGAAGGAGCAAGGCCCAGUAGAGGGUGGAAGUGAAGCAGGGUCUCAGCGUAAGCUCCCUGUGAGUGUGACCACAGUUUACUUGGGGGGAAUCCCUGCUGGGCUGCGGGUUAGUGAGCUGAAAAUUGCCCUCCGAGAGCGAGAGGCCGCCCCGCUGAGGCUCACCUGGCAGGGAGCUCAGCACAGGGCCUUCCUGGACUACUGUGACCCUCAGGCUGCUGAUCAGGCCCUGGAGGCUCUGCAGGGCCUCUGCCUGAAUGGUCACAGCCUGCAGGCCGAGAUGGCCAAGAGCCAACGGGGAGGAAGGAGGUCCGGAGAGUCCGGUAGGAGACCAAGACCAUCGGCAGCUCCGAAGUCUAAAACGGCACCAGCAGAUACUAAGAGUGACGCCCCUGAAGAGACUGAGCAGUAAAAGUAAUGAGCAGCACGCGGGCCAACAAGUAUUGAUUUUGGUACAAACCUCAACACCUGAAGGUGGUUUGUUUUAUAAUAUUUUUGGAUUUACUAGAAGAGGAACUCUGUUAUAACUUAAAGAGCCUAAUGAAAUGUUAGGACGCUGACUUUAGUUACUGAACCACAGCAGAAAGGUAAUUUUUAUUUUGUACAAAACCUCUCACAGUGCUUAAACACACACGUAUGUGCCUUGUUUUAUUGACACACUCCUGGUCUGGGUGUCCUGAUGGCCUUUCUUCCCUCAUUGUGGUUUGUUUGGAGGGAUUUUAGAAAAAGGUUGCAGCUAUUUCCUGUUCAAAGCCUGGACUGCAUAAAGUCUAUCAGUGUUACGUUUCAAAAAGUAUUUAGUACUUUUUUUUUUUCUUCGCUGCCAUCUCUCACCUCCUCCUUGUGUUCUCAGACCUGUUUUGUUUUUCUCUGCUUGGUAUUUAUUUUAAAAAGCCUUUAGCUGAGGCCUGGGGUCAAAAUAACUGCUUUGUUUUGGUUGCAGACGGCACCACCGUGUGGCCAGUUAUGCAGUUCAUACUGAUCUACAUGCAUGAAGAUUAGAGUGAAAUUACACAUUUCUUGGUGUAAAAUUUAUGUAAAACAAUGUUUGACUGCACAGAUUUUCCACCUUUUUUGAAAAACUGUGCCCCCUGUCCCUCAGAUUUCAUCCAAUCCUCAUGAAAUCUGUCAAAUUUGAGUGACUUUAAAACACACGACAGGAUUACAAACAUUUUUUCUGUUUCAUGGCCUACAUGUGAAGUACCUGUGGCCCAUUUGACGUAAAUUGUCAUAAAUCUUGAACAAGCAAAUUCAGAGGACGUGAACCUGCUGCCAGCGUCGUUUUGACUGCAAAGGGUUUGACGUGGUUGUGAUUAUUUUUUGACUUGACCUCUGAAAAUCGACAUGAUUUGAAGAUAUAAAGCCACAUGCAGACCGUGGACACGUAAACCUUUUUAUUUAUUUAUUUUACCACAAGCAUACAGGACUGUUUAGCCUUAAGCCAAGGUCGUUCAUUUCUACUUGUAGAGUUUUUCAGAGUAUUUUAGAAGUAGAUGUUGUGCAUUUGAACAGUGGCAUUUAUACCUUUUGUUGAUUAAAAAAAAACAGCUGAUUUGCAGCAUUCUGUCUGGUCAGGCCAGUGCGAGUGAUGAUGCCAGCCUCCAUGUUGAAUGACAGACGUGUCACAUGAUGUUCUUUACUAAAGCGUUUGACUGCA
Molecule: messenger RNA, 2786 nt
Organism: Stegastes partitus (bicolor damselfish)
Lineage: Eukaryota; Metazoa; Chordata; Actinopteri; Pomacentridae
Gene: mthfsd
Product: methenyltetrahydrofolate synthetase domain containing
Exons: 8
Coding region: 105-1541 (478 amino acids)
Cellular component (GO): cytoplasm
Molecular function (GO): RNA binding
Source: RefSeq, a predicted model, not a curated record